This is a messenger RNA of Solea solea (common sole), 1096 nucleotides long. RefSeq names its product trace amine-associated receptor 1-like. The transcript has 2 exons. Gene Ontology annotation, cellular component: membrane. Gene Ontology annotation, biological process: G protein-coupled receptor signaling pathway. Lineage: Eukaryota; Metazoa; Chordata; Actinopteri; Pleuronectiformes; Soleidae. The coding region runs from base 113 to 1096 and encodes 327 amino acids. Gene Ontology annotation, molecular function: trace-amine receptor activity. The record is from RefSeq and is a predicted model, not a curated record.
UUUUGCUCUGUCCUCAUAAUGAGAUGGGAUUUGCAUACGUGGGAAUGACGAAGAUAAAUUAAGUGUAUUUUGUUAGAGCACAGCAGCGUCUCCGCUCUCUCUCUCUUUAAACAUGGAGACUCUGGAGGAAGUUGAAAUCUGUUUCCCCCACAUCAACACCUCCUGCAGGAGUACGAGGCGUCCUCACAUGGAGACCACACUCAUUUACUGUGGGUUGUCCUGCAUCAUUGUGCUCACUGUGAUUCUUAACCUGCUGGUCAUCAUCUCUAUCUCUCACUUCAGGCAGCUCCACACCACCACCAACCUCCUCCUUCUCUCUCUGGCUGUCGCUGACUUCCUCGUGGGUCUCCUGGAGAUGCCGGGUCAUCUCCACAACCAAGGCUGCUGGCUCCUGGGUGAUCCGAUGUGUGCCGUGUAUUGCUUUCUAUCUUUCCUCGUUAUCAGUGUUUCAGUGGGAAGCAUGGUGCUCAUAUCAAUCGACCGCUAUAUAGCAAUUUGUAGCCCCAUGUUUUACACCACCAGAGUCACUCUGAGCAGAGUUAAACUCUGUAUUUGUCUGUGUUGGAUCUUUUCUUUUGUCCACAGCAUUUGGAUAUUAAGGGAUUUCGUAAUACAACCUCAAAUAUAUUACCCCUGCUAUGGAAACUGUGUAGUUGCUGUGGAUGUUGCAGAGGGAGCAGUUGAUCUUGUUGCCACCUUUUUAGGUCCCAUUUUAAUCAUUGCAAUUCUGUAUCUGAGAGUGUUUGCGGUAGUUGUGUCUCAGGCUCGGGCCAUGCGCUCUCACGUUACAGUCGUGUCAACGGAGCGUUCCCAGACUGUAAAAGCUAAGAAAUCUGAGAUUAAAGCAGCCAGGACUCUGGGUAUUGUAAUGAUUGUGUUCCUAAUCUGUUCAUGUCCAUAUUAUUGUUUUGCUGUUACAGCUGAGAGUAAAUAUGACGCAUCAACCGCAGUCGUUGAACUGUGGUUCUUGUACUUAAACUCGACCUUUAACCCUGUGAUUUAUGUCUUUUUCUAUCCGUGGUUCAGAAAAUCCAUCAAACACAUUUUUACUCUUCAGAUUCUGCAGCCUGGCUCCCGUGGAGUGAGUGUGAUGUAG